This is a messenger RNA of Adelges cooleyi (spruce gall adelgid), 657 nucleotides long. RefSeq lists its product as uncharacterized. Bases 85 to 564 code for a protein of 159 amino acids. The transcript is spliced from 7 exons. NCBI's taxonomy places the organism in Eukaryota, Metazoa, Arthropoda, Insecta, Hemiptera, Adelgidae. The record is from RefSeq and is a predicted model, not a curated record. Gene Ontology annotation, molecular function: odorant binding.
GACGCUGUCCGACAUCCAACACUCCUGGUGUUAUACUUCCACGAAGUUUUCCCGUCAUCACUUCCUCAACAAGUCUCGUCCAACAUGACCGCAAACAAAGUCCUUCUGGUCGCCGUUUUCGUGCUGGUCGGAUCUAUGUAUCUCAGCCAGGUUGCUGGUGAUGCUGACGGGGAAAAGUUGGCAAAGUUUUUAGCGGUUGGCAUUAAAUGUUUCAACAAUAUUGAUUUAGACGUUUGCUCCGAAAUGAUGAAUGGCGAAUACGACAUCACCCAACAAAAGUACAAAGACUGCACGUGUGCCCUCGCGUGCAUGGGAAAAGAUAUGGGAUUGAUUGUAGACGGUAAACCCGUCCCCGGUGCUUACAUGAAACUAGUGGAUCAGUUAGAAAACGCAUCGGUCAAGGCCGAAUUGACAGAAAUACAUGAAAAAUGUGCCAACCCCAAAGGAGACGACGAAUGUGCUAUUUCGGAAAACUUCAUGACUUGCGCUCUUAAAACGUCGCCCAAGCUGAAAGAACGCAUGACAACAAUGAUGAAAGCUAUGUCACCCGGUAUGAAGCAGUGAUAAACUCGUGCAAUAUAACCAACAUGAUUCACGACUGAUCAGUACCUACGCCUAAACAAAAAUUUAAUUCUAUUAUGUUAUAAUUACCUUACA